Molecule: messenger RNA, 9839 nt
Organism: Astyanax mexicanus (Mexican tetra)
Lineage: Eukaryota; Metazoa; Chordata; Actinopteri; Characiformes; Acestrorhamphidae
Gene: fbn1
Product: fibrillin 1
Exons: 66
Coding region: 310-8907 (2865 amino acids)
Molecular function (GO): calcium ion binding
Source: RefSeq, a predicted model, not a curated record
GAGAGAGAGAAAGUGGAGAGUUUAAGCAACAGCUCGUCUUGCCCUGCAGAAUGGCACAGAGGCUUUUUGAGCUUUGAGUCCCAGCGCUGUGCUUCUGCUUCACCAUGCUCACACACACACACAGCUCCCGAGGAAAGCAGCUCUGACUCUUCUGCUUAUUCCGGGGGGGACGCGUGUAUACACACUCCAGGGAAGAUCAGUCCUGGAUUUGGCUUCAGCUUUGCGUCUAGUCCACGCACUCCUCUGCAGCCCCAGAUCAGGUUUUUAUAAGGAGGAUCUGCUGCGCUUGGAGAGGAGCAGUGAGGCAGAAUGUGGCUGCUGAAGUUGGCAGUGGGUCUGGGAGUGCUGUAUAUAGCGUGUGGAGACACCAAAACAGACAAACCUGCGGAGCAGCGGGUCAGCAGGUCCAAGCGUCGGGGAGGAGGACAAGACAUCCUUAAAGGACCUAAUGUGUGUGGCUCACGACACCAAACCUACUGCUGCCCCGGUUGGAAGACGCUCACAGGAGGCAACCAGUGUAUCGUCCCGAUCUGCCGCAGUUCAUGUGGAGAUGGAUUUUGCUCCAGACCAAACAUGUGCACCUGCCCAAGUGGUCAGAUUUCUCCCUCCUGUGGCUCCAAAUCAGCUCAACACUGUAACAUACGAUGCAUGAACGGUGGAACCUGCGCAGAGGACAACUGCAUGUGUCAGAAAGGAUAUAGUGGAACUCACUGUGGCCAGCCGGUGUGUGAGUCGGGCUGCCUGAAUGGUGGAAGAUGUGUCGCUCCAAACCGGUGUGUGUGCACCUAUGGCUUCACUGGAGCUCAGUGUGAACGAGAUUACCGGACGGGCCCGUGUUUUGCGUCGGUGAGUAACCAGAUGUGUCAGGGGCAGCUGACCGGGAUUGUGUGCACUAAGACUCUGUGCUGCGCUACGGUGGGCCGAGCCUGGGGGCAUCCCUGUGAACAGUGUCCUGCACAGCCACACCCCUGCCGCCGCGGCUUCAUCCCCAACCACCGCACCGGGGCAUGCCAGGACGUGGACGAGUGCCAGGCCAUUCCUGGACUGUGUCAGGGAGGAAACUGCAUCAACACGGUUGGCUCCUUCGAGUGCAAGUGCCCCGCCGGACACCGAUUCAACGAGGUCAGCCAGAAAUGUGAAGAUAUUGACGAGUGCUCGAACAUCCCCGGGUUGUGCGGUGCAGGAGAAUGCUCCAAUACCAUUGGCAGCUACUUCUGCAGGUGUCCUGUAGGGUUUGAAACGGCUCUGGAUGGAUCACGCUGCAUCGAUGCCCGUUCUGGAUUUUGCUAUGACGACAUCAUAAACGGGCGCUGUGCAAACCUGAACGCCCAGCCCAUGACCAAAAACCAGUGCUGCUGCAACGUCGGUCGCUGCUGGGCCGGGUCCACCAUACCUGAGAUGUGCCCCAUUCGUGGAACAGAGGAGUAUCAGACACUGUGUGUGCCGAGCUCUGGCGUUCCUGGUCCAUAUGUUCCUGGUCCAUAUGUUCCUGGAGGUGGUAUUCCACAGAUCCCUUCCAUUAUCCCUCUACAACCUAUAAUCCCUCAAGGCCCUCUGGGACCACAACGACCGGACAUAAUUCCACCACCACCACCCAGAAAUGGAAUUCUCACUCAGAACAUUACCCGUACAAAUCUCUGCGAUGCCGUGAGAAACCUGUGUCUGAAUGGCCGCUGCAUACCGACCCCCGGCAGUUACCGAUGCGAGUGUAACAUGGGCUACCAGCUGGACAUUCGCGGGCACUGUAUCGAUGAUGACGAGUGUGAGCGUAAUCCGUGUGCGCAUGGUCAGUGCAUGAACACAGCUGGGUCCUACUACUGUCAGUGUCCAGCUGGGUUCCAGACCACAGCGACUAGAACUGAAUGCAAAGAUCUGGAUGAGUGUGUGGCUAACGGUCGCAUCUGCAAUAACGGACGCUGUGUGAACACUGAGGGCAGUUUUCACUGUGUGUGUAAUUCUGGCUUUGAGAUCUCACCUGAUGGAAAGAACUGCCAAGAUAUGGACGAGUGUCAGAUUAGGAACAUGUGUUUGAAUGGGAUGUGCAUCAACGAUGACGGCAGCUUCAAAUGCAUCUGCAAAUCUGGGUAUCUGUUGGAUGGCACUGGACGUUACUGCAUAGAUGUGGAUGAGUGUGAGACCCCAGGGAUUUGUUUGAAUGGAUGGUGUGUUAACACAGAAGGCUCCUUCAGGUGUGAGUGUGUGGCGGGACUUGCUGUCGGACUGGAUGGACGGACAUGUGUAGAUACGCACAUGCGCAGUACGUGUUACGGAGGCUAUAAGCGAGGGCAGUGCAUUCAGCCAUUUUUUGGGGCCGUGACGAAGUCUGAGUGCUGCUGCGCAAAAGUAGAAUACGCCUUCGGGGAACCGUGCCAACCGUGCCCACCAGAGACAUCAGCUGAGUUUGCAGCUCUGUGUCCAGGUGGAAUUGGCAGCACCACUGAUUCCAAAGAUAUUAAUGAGUGUGCCCUGAACCCUGAUAUCUGUCAGAACGGAGAAUGCGAGAACUUGUUGCGAACCUACAAAUGCAACUGCAACCAGGGCUUUGAGGUGGAUUCCACUGGAAAGAACUGCAUAGAUAUUGACGAGUGUUCAGUGAACAGGCUGCUGUGUGAUAAUGGCAUGUGCCGGAACACCCCUGGCAGCUUCACCUGCCACUGUCCACUAGGAUAUAUUUUCCAGCCGGAUACAGAUGUAUGUGAGGAUAUUGAUGAGUGUGCGUCGAACCCCUGUGUGAACGCAGACUGUAAGAACACUCAAGGCAGCUUCAGUUGUUUGUGCUCCACGGGCAGCAGCCUUGACAACUCUGGAUUGCAGUGUAUCGAAACGAGUAAGGGAACAUGCUGGCUGAAGAUAGUGAAUGCUCUCUGUGAGGUGAACAUUAACGGAGCGACUCUUAAGUCUCAGUGCUGCGCUACACUGGGAGCAGCCUGGGGCUCACCCUGCUCGCCCUGUGAACGAGAUCCAGUCUGUCCUAAAGGGCAUUCCAGAGUCAGAGGAUCAAUCUGUGAAGAUGUGAAUGAGUGUGAGGUUUUCCCGGGUGUGUGUAUCAAUGGGAAGUGUGUGAACACUCUGGGUUCCUUCAUCUGUCAGUGCCCCACUGGAAUGACUGUUGAUGCAUCUGGAAGAACCUGCAUUGACCUGCGAACGGAGCAAUGUUACCUCUCUCAUGAGGACGAACGCUGUGGCGCUCCGAUCUCGGGUCGUCACCGCGUGGACACCUGCUGCUGUUCGGUGGGCGUGGCCUGGGGUCCGGAGUGUGAUGAGUGUCCGGAGAAAGGAACUCCAGAGUAUAACCUGCUCUGCCCUCGUGGACCUGGAUUCUCCCAACGUGGAGAUUUUAUCAAUGGAAAACCCUUCCUUAAAGAUAUAAAUGAGUGUAAGAUGAUCCACAGCUUGUGCACCAAUGGAAGGUGUCGGAACACCAUUGGCAGCUUCCGCUGCAGGUGUGACAGUGGUUAUGCUCUCGAUUCUGAUGAGAGGAACUGUACAGAUAUUGAUGAGUGCCGUAUCUCUCCUGACCUGUGUGGCCAUGGUACCUGUGUAAACACAGCGGGAGACUUUGAGUGCGAGUGUUUCCCUGGAUACGAGAGUGGAUUCAUGAUGAUGAAGAACUGCAUGGAUAUUGAUGAGUGUGAGCGUAACCCGUUGCUGUGUCGAGGUGGAGAUUGCAUCAACACAGAGGGAAGUUUCCGCUGCCAGUGCCCGCCUGGCCACGAGAUCGCACCCGACGGCUCGGCCUGCCUCGAUAUUAACGAGUGUGAGCUGAGUGAUAAGCUGUGUCGGAACGGACAGUGUGUGAACAUGAUCGGGCGCUACCAGUGUUCCUGUAACACCGGCUACAAGUCCACACAGGACCUGCUCUCCUGCGUAGACAUUGAUGAGUGCACUAUCCUGAACGGAGGCUGUGAGACCACCUGCACAAACUCAGAGGGGAGCUAUGAGUGUAGCUGCCGUCGUGGCUACGCACUAAUGCCGGACCAACGCAGCUGCACUGAUAUCGACGAGUGUGAGGACAGUCCUGAUAUCUGUGACGGAGGCCAGUGUACCAACAUCCCAGGAGAAUACCAGUGUCUCUGCUUUGAUGGCUUCAUGUCCUCUGAAGAUUUGAAAACGUGCCUUGACGUGGACGAGUGUGAGCUGAACCCAAACAUCUGUCUGAGUGGAAAGUGUGAGAACACUAAAGGCUCGUUCAUCUGCCACUGUGACCUGGGCUACUCCGUCAGAAAGGGCACGACUGGCUGCACAGAUGUUAACGAGUGCGAGAUUGGAGCUCAUAAUUGCGACCGCCAUGCAACCUGCACCAACACACCCGGCAGCUUCAAAUGCAGCUGCACACCUGGAUGGAUCGGGAAUGGAAUCCAGUGCACAGAUCUGGAUGAGUGUUCAAAUGGGACACACCUGUGCAGCUCUAAUGCAGACUGCAUGAACACUAUGGGCUCCUACCGCUGUGUGUGUAAGGAGGGAUUCUCAGGAGAUGGCUUCUUCUGCACAGACUCUGAUGAAUGUGCAGAUAAUGUGAAUCUGUGUGAGAAUGGUCACUGUUUGAACGUCGCCGGCGGUUACCGCUGUGAGUGUGACAUGGGCUUCAUACCAACACCUGACGGAAAAGCUUGUGAAGAUAUUGAUGAGUGUACCUUCGCUGAUAUCUGUGUAAACGGCCGCUGUCAGAACAUUCCGGGUCUGUUCAGGUGUGAAUGUUCCAUUGGUUUUGAGCUGGACCGCAGCGGAGGAAACUGCACAGAUAUAAACGAGUGUGCAGACCCCACCACCUGUAUCAGCGGCUUUUGUGUCAACACUCCAGGAAGCUACUUCUGUAACUGUCCCCCCGACUUCCAGCUCAACCCCACCGGAGUCGGCUGCGUCGACAUUCGAUCAGGUAACUGUUACCUGGAUGUACGUUCCCGUGGCGACGCCUCUGAGAGUCUGGACUGUUCCAAUGAGAUCGGAGUGGGCGUGUCUAAAGCCUCCUGCUGUUGCUCACUGGGACAGGGCUGGGGAACACCCUGUGAGGCCUGCCCUUUACUGAACUCCUCUGAAUACAAGUCUCUGUGUCCUGGUGGAGAGGGAUUCAGGCCCAAUCCUAUUACUGUUAUACUUGAGGACAUAAACGAAUGCCAGGAGCUCCCUGGAUUGUGUCAGGGAGGGAACUGCAUUAAUACGUUCGGGAGUUUUCAGUGCGAGUGUCCAAAAGGCUUUGCUCUCAACAAGGAAACCAGAGUGUGUGAAGAUGUGAAUGAGUGUGAGAGGCCUGGUAUUUGUGGACCAGGUCAGUGCUACAACACUAUUGGAAACUACACCUGCAUUUGCCCACCAGACUACAUGCAGGUGAAUGGAGGAAACAACUGUAUGGAUAUGCGUCGCAGUCUGUGCUACAGGAACUAUUAUUCUGAUAACGCUACCUGUGAUGGUGAGCUGACGUUUAACAUGACGAAGAAGAUGUGCUGCUGCUCCUACAACAUCGGCCGGGCCUGGAACAAACCCUGUGAACCCUGCCCUGUAUCCGGCACCAGUGAGUUUGCUAUUCUUUGCGGCAGUGACAGGAUAGGAUACUACAUCGACAUCUACACCGGACAAGUGAUUGAUAUCGAUGAGUGCCGGGAGAUCCCAGGAGUGUGUGAUAACGGUGUGUGUAUCAACAUGAUCGGCAGCUUCCGAUGCGAAUGUCCAAUGGGAUUUGUCUACAAUGAUAAACUGCUCAUCUGUGAAGAUAUCGAUGAAUGUCAGAAUGGACCUGUGUGUCAGCAGAACGCAGUGUGUCUGAAUCUGCCGGGAAGCUACCGCUGUGAUUGCAAGCCAGGAUAUCGCUUUACACCCACAGGACAGUGCUUGGAUCGUAACGAGUGUGUGGAGAAUCCUAACGUGUGUAACCCAGGGCAGUGUAUUGAUAUGGUGGGAAGCUACCGAUGCCUCUGCCCCAGUGGAUACAAGACCACCACUGCACCAGCAAUGUGUGUCGAUCGAGAUGAAUGUGAGAGGGAGCAGCCGUGUGGUAAUGGAACCUGUAAGAACACAGUGGGCUCCUACAGCUGUUUGUGCUACCCCGGAUUCCAACUGAGCCAUAACAUCGACUGCAUUGAUACGGAUGAAUGUGCUACACAGAGAGGAAUAUGCCGGAAUGGAGACUGCUUCAACACGGUCGGCUCAUUUGUGUGUGUAUGCAGGCAGGGUUAUGAACUUUCCCUGGACGGCAGGUUUUGUGUGGAUAUUAACGAGUGUGCUCUGAGUCCUGGAACCUGUGGUCCCGGCACCUGCCAAAAUCUGGACGGCUCCUACAGGUGCAUCUGCAAUACUGGACACUAUCUCAAAGAUGACCGGUGUGAAGAUAUCGAUGAGUGCGCUCAGGCUCCAGAUUUCUGCAUCUUUGGAACGUGUCAGAACACACCCGGAAGCUUCAAGUGUAUCUGUCCUGAGGGAUUCCAGCUCUCUUCCUCUGGGAGGAGAUGUGUGGAUAUGAGAGUGAGUUUCUGCUACACUAAGUUUGAGAAUGGGCGCUGUGUAGCGCCGAAGCCUCUGAACACAACUAAAAGUCAUUGCUGCUGCAGUAUGAUGCCGGGUCAGGGCUGGGGAGACCCCUGCGAAAUCUGCCCUAACAUGACCGAUGAGGCCUUCAGUGCACUGUGCUAUAAAGUUGGGGUGCCCUAUGGUACAGGGGACACUCCAGAGGAUAUUGACGAAUGUAAAGAACCUGGUAUCUGUAAAAAUGGUCAGUGUAUAAACACUGACGGCGGAUUCCGCUGCGAGUGUCCCACCGGCUACAGUCUCGACUCCUCGAGGGUCAACUGCACAGACACUGAUGAGUGUAAGGAUGGCAAUCCAUGUGGUAACGGCACCUGCAACAACGUUUUUGGCGGUUUUGAGUGUACGUGUGAUGAAGGAUUUGAACCUGGACCAAUGAUGACCUGUGAAGAUAUAAACGAGUGUUCCCAGAACCCCCUGCUGUGUGCUUUCCGCUGUGUGAACACGUACGGCUCAUACGAGUGCAAGUGCCCCACCGGAUAUGUACUUCGAGAAGACCGCAGGAUGUGUAAAGACCAGGACGAGUGUGCAGAUGAAGUGGACGACUGCCAGUCCAGAGGAAUGACCUGCAAGAACCUUAUUGGAACCUACAUGUGCAUCUGCCCACAGGGAUACACCAGGCAACCCAACGGAGAAGGCUGCAUGGAUCUGAACGAGUGCACAGCCAAGCCUGGUAUCUGUGAGAACGGGCGCUGUGAGAACACAGUGGGCAGCUACAGGUGCAGGUGUGACACAGGCUUCGAACCCAGCCCCACCCAGACUGAGUGUUAUGACAUUCGUCGGGGAUUCUGUUUCACGGAGGUUCUGCAGACGAUGUGUCAGAUGGGCUCCAGCAAUCGGGUGAGUGUGACUAAGUCUGAGUGCUGCUGUGACGGAGGCCGGGGUUGGGGGGCAAGCUGCGAACUAUGUCCACUCCCCGGAACCACACACUACAAAAAGAUGUGUCCUCAGGGCCCUGGAUACACUACUGAUGGACAGGAUAUUAAUGAAUGUAAGGUCAUGGGAAACCUGUGCAAGAAUGGACGGUGUGUGAACACAGAAGGGUCCUACAAAUGCGUCUGCAAUUCUGGAUACACCACUGACAUCAGUGGCACCAUCUGCGUGGAUGUGGAUGAGUGUGUUCAGGCUCCGAAGCCCUGUAACUUUAUCUGUAAGAACGUAGAGGGAGGAUAUCAGUGCUCCUGCCCCCGAGGUUAUAUACUGCAGGAGGACCGCAAGAGCUGUAGAGAUCUGGAUGAGUGUUCCACUAAACAGCAUAACUGUCAGUUCCUCUGUGUGAACACCAUCGGUGGAUUCACCUGCAAGUGCCCACCUGGAUUCACCCAGCACCACACUGCGUGCAUCGACAAUAACGAGUGCAACACGGAUCCCGGGCUGUGUGGUCCCAACGGAAUGUGUCAGAACAGUCCAGGCAGCUUCAACUGUGAAUGCCAGAGAGGGUUUUCACUUGACCAGAAUGGCCAGCACUGCGAAGAUAUGGAUGAGUGUGAUGGAAAUCAUCGCUGUCAGCAUGGGUGUCAGAACCUGGUGGGUGGCUACAGGUGUAACUGUCCUCAAGGCUACCUGCAGCACUACCAGUGGAACCAGUGUGUGGAUGAGAACGAGUGCCAGAAUGGUCAGAUCUGCGGUGGAGCGUCCUGCCAUAACACUCUGGGCAGUUUCCGCUGUCUGUGUCCCACCGGUUUUUCAUUCGAGCAGACCAGCGGUGGCUGUCACGACGUAAACGAGUGUUCAUCACAGCAGAACCCAUGCACCUACGGCUGCUCCAACACUGACGGUGGAUACCUGUGCGGCUGCCCACCUGGAUACUUCAGAGCUGGACAGGGGCACUGUGUGUCAGGACUAGGUUUCGGCAGCAGUAGUCCGGCAGCUGGUCUUGGAUCAGAGGGAGAUGAGAACUCUCUGUCUCCUGAAGCCUGUUAUGAAUGUAAAAUUAACGGCUUUCCCAAGAAAGGCAGAAAGAAGCGAAGCUCCAACUCUACAGAGGAACAUCUGCAGGACAAUCAGGUUGAUCAGGAGACGGUUAGUCUGGCCAGUGUGGACGUUGAUGACACCAUUUACUUCCACCUGAACAUCAGUGACCUCAACAGCAAAGACCACAUCAUCGAGUUCCUCCCAGCACUCUCCACGCUCGCCAACCACGUGCGCUACGCCAUUGACUUCGGGAACGAGGAGGGUCUGUUCAAGCUCGCCCAGAGGGGCGGAGUCAGCUACCUGCACUUAAACAAGAGCAAGCACCUCCUCCCCGGCGCCUAUUAUUUACAAAUCAGCAGCGUGCCUCUGUUCCGCAAGAACGAACUGGCGGCACUGGAGGACAGGCACGAUAAAGACUACCUCAGCGGACAGCUGGGAGACACGCUACACGUCAAACUGCAGAUCGUUCUGCACUAGAGCGCUUCAGAACCAAAGCUAGAGAGGACUUCAUCCACCCUGACCAAAGAUCUCUCCACAUAUCAUUACAUACAAGUCUAGUACAGUAAAAAUACAGUAAAUAAUAAUAAUAAUAAAUAAAUAUUCCAUUGUGCUCAUAGUGUAAGAGGAGGAGAAGGAACUGAGGAAACGAACAUUCUCACGCGAGAAACGACCACUCUGUUGUGUUUGUAUUGAAAUGGAAAAAAAGCUUUUAUUUUGAAAAGGGUUUAUACGGAACGGCUCGGCACUCGUUUGGACGUGUAGACAGCAGGAGGGCACGAUUUUAUGCCUUUUUUAAGGACUCCGCUUCAUUAACUUCGCUCUCUCCACCUUUCCUACAGAUUAGCUCUCUGUUUAAUCAUAUUUACUGGUGCUAGUAACACUUCAACAUUAAAUUUACAAAUGCACUGUAAUAUCUCGUUCCAGCGCAGGAUCUGCCGUUACUGUUCCGCAGGCUCUCGAGUCUCAAGCCUCCUUCUUCUACAAGCAAACCAGUGUUAGCUCAGUAGCCAUUCUGUCCUGUUCUGACCUAUGCCUAUUGCUACGUGCAUUAAGUGUGCGUAUACUGUAACCACGCCACUUUUAACUUCAGGAACCUUUUCUGAACUAGUUAUACACCCUGGACUGGAGGGUUGCAAAAUGGUGCUCAUUAUAAUGACCAACUACUUUUGUUUUGUGUUAACUGUGUACAUUCACCAUCCUGAACCAAGCAACGUCUGUGACUCCAGACUUACUGCACUGAGGUCCCCCCGCGGCCACAAGACACACACUCGCAAGUACAGUCAAGUGCCGUCGCCGCAGCGACGACACUCGAAAGGAGAGGAACAUCCACCGUAAGUUAGUGCAAGAUCGUGUUCACAUCUGUGAGGGGUUUAGCUGUAAAUUCACAAUAAAACUUAUUUUGGUUUUAA